UUUUCCUGCAGUUGGGUGUGCCUGGAUGUUAGUGUCAGAAUAGCACCUGAGAAUGAUAUGGCCGCUUAGAAUGAUAUAGUUGUUCAGAUGUAUGUUGGUAUGAAGUGCGAAAGUAAACUUUCAUGUAAGUAUCAUAGAUCCUCUUGAAAAUGAGGAGACGUACCGGAUGCGGAUUAUACAAUUACCGUAACUACAAGAAGGAAGGAAGAAAUGCGAAUGAUUACGUACGCAGUGACAGAGACUCUGUUGGUGGUACAGCUGCAAACAGUUAUGACAGGAGAGUGGGACAUGGGAAGGGAAGAGGAAGGCCGGCUGGACUUAGAGGAAGAGAGAUUGGUUUAUAUUAUCGGGACAAGGCACGAGCUGAGAAGCAAACAAUUCGCAUUGGAGUCAGCCUUGAUUCAAGAAAGGAGGAAAAAAUCAGGAAGUUAUUGAAUUCUAUUGAUAAACCUGACUUCUUUCGUGAUAAGAAAUGUGAUGUGAAUUCCAAAACAAAGGUUGUAGGUGUUUCUGGUAAUUGUUAUUUUUCGCUAGAUGAGAAACCCAAAGUAAAGGUUGAACCAAGGGAUCAAGUUGGAGAAGGUUCUGCUAAUCAAGACUUUUCCAUGGAUUUGAAACGUGAAAUAAAAUUGGAACCACAUGAUGAGUACGGAGAAAUUUCAGGAGAAAAUACACAUUUUACAAGGACAUUAAAUACUACCGAUAGUGACGUAAAGCCUGGACCAAGUAACUGUAACAAGCAUGGAAGUUCUGCUGCAGAUAGAUACAGUCACAUUGGUGAGAGUUCUUUCAAACGCAAGUUUUUACAGAAUAUAACAGGAAACAUUGCAGCAAAUCUAGAACGUUCACUGCUAGUGGGAAAAUUUUUGGCACAGGACAAAGAAUUGGAUGAACUUUUUAAAAUGAGACUGCUUGCUAAACAAGACACCAAGCACUACCAGAAGAUGAUGGCAUUUCGGCGGAAGUUGCCAUCAUUUGCAAUGAAGGAUCAGAUUUUAGAGCUUGUGGAGCAGAAUCAGAUUGUUGUCAUUAGUGGAGAAACAGGAUGUGGCAAAACCACCCAGGUAGCACAGUUUAUUCUUGAUGAUUACAUCAUGAAGGAUAAAGGGUCUACAUGUCAUGUUAUAUGCACACAGCCUCGCAGAAUUAGUGCCAUGUCGGUAGCAACUCGAGUAGCCGAGGAGAGGUAUGAAGUUUGUGGACAAGAGAGUGUGGGGUACCAAAUUAGACUGGAAAGGAGGAUACCACGUACAAAGGGUUCUAUAGUGUUCUGCACUACUGGUGUAAUGCUUCAGCGGAUGCAGACUGAUCCAGCCCUUAGAGAAGUGUCUCAUCUUGUUUUGGAUGAAAUCCAUGAACGUGAUGUUAUUUGUGACUUUGUUAUCACAAUUCUCAAGGAUGUAAUUCAGAAGAGGCCAGACUUGAAAGUCAUUUUGAUGAGUGCCACUUUAAAUGCUAAGCAGUUUGCUAAAUAUUAUGGUGACUGUCCCUGUAUGAACAUACCAGGCUUUACCUAUCCAGUAACAGAGUACUACCUGGAGGAUGUCCUAGAGAUGACCAGGUUUGAGAUUAAACCAUCAAGAGAACUUCAUGUUCAUGGAUGGAGGAAGCAUUUGAAGCCCUUCAAGGCAGAGAUUCAAAAAGUGGAGAAGUUCAGAGAUUUCAUUGAGCCAUAUUUGAGGCAUCUUGUAUCAGAAGGUAAAUAUUCAUCACGUGUGUUGGAGAUGUUGAAAAAUCCUUCAUCAGAAGAUAUCAAUUUGGAUUUAAUUGCUGCUUUAAUUCAUCACAUAUGUAUCACAAAGGAUGAUGGUGCAAUCUUAGUUUUCCUGCCUGGUUGGGAUAAGAUUUCUAGUUUGCACAAGCUGCUUAAUGAAAAUGUCAGUUUCCCAUCUUCUCGCUAUUUGAUCAUUCCACUCCAUUCACUCAUGCCUACAGUGAUUCAGAAGUCUGUGUUUGACCAGCCUCCGAAAGGUGUGCGUAAGAUCAUCAUUGCUACAAAUUUAGCUGAAACAUCUAUUACAAUUGAUGAUGUUGUAUAUGUAAUAGAUUGUGGUAAAAUUAAGCUGAAGAAUUUUGAUGUUGAGAAUAACAUCUCAACUCUGAAAGAAGAAUGGGUGAGCUUAGCCAAUUCAAGACAAAGGCGAGGGCGUGCAGGCAGAGUGCAGCCAGGGGAAUGUUACCAUCUGUAUACAAGGGCAAGAGAGAUGGCUCUGGCAGACUACCCACUUCCUGAGAUGCUGCGGACUUGUCUGGAUGAGGUUAUCUUGCAGAUCAAGAUACUGCAGUUGGGAAAAACAAAAAUGUUCUUAGAGAGAGUGAUGGAUCCUCCAGAUCCUCGUGCAGUUGAAUUGUCAAUUAAGUUACUGGAGAACCUAAAUGCUUUAGAUGCAGAUGAGAACCUCACACCCUUGGGUUUCCACUUGGCCAGAUUACCUCUCGACCCACAGACUGGGAAGAUGAUUCUGAUGGGUGCCCUCUUCAGCUGUGUCGACCCAAUCUUCUCUGUUGCCGCAAGCCUCAGUUUCAAAGAUGCUUUUCAUGUUCCAUUGGGUCGUGAGGCAGAUGUAAAUCGGAAGAAGCUGCAUCUUUCCAAGGGAUUGAAAAGUGAUCAUUUAGUCCUGGCUGAGGCACUUAAACAGUGGGAAGCAGCUGAACAAAUGAGAAGAGGGCAUGAGUUCUGUUGGGAAUACUUCCUUUCGCCCAACACGCUUUCAUUACUCAGAGACAUGAAGGGCCAGUUUGCUGAACACCUUCAUGAAAUGAAUUUCCUUAGCAGCAGGGAUCCAAAAGCUGAAGAUUCAAACAUCAACUCGAACAAUUCAAGCCUUGUGAAAGCCAUUAUCUGUGCUGGUCUCUAUCCCAAUGUUGCAGUUGUACGGUCUGUCAAGAGAAGCAACAGGACAGGACAAGUUGUUGUCACAUUAACAACACCUGAGGAUGGGAGAGUUUGCAUUCACCCUCGUUCCAUUAAUGAGAAGGAGACCGAAUUUGAAAGUCCGUUGCUCUUGUACCACUUGAAACUAAAGAGCACAUCUAUCUAUCUGCAUGAUACAACAAUGGUUUACCCUCUGCCACUCCUCUUCUUUGGACAAGGUGUGGAUUUUUUUAUUGAAGAUGGUGUUGAAACAAUUGCUGUUGACAAGUCAUUACACUUCAAGUGUAAGGAACGCACUGCAAACCUAGUCAAGGAAUUGAGAACAAGGCUGGAUCGGCUCUUGGAGUAUAAGAUCACGCAUCCUGGGACCAUUAAUUGGAGCUGUUACAGCAAUGAAGGGGCAGUCCUCAGAGCCAUUAUUGAGCUGAUCACAUCAGAAGAUAAACAGAAGAUGUUUUUGGAGCAAGAAGGUGAUGAAAAUUUUUCAGACUGAGAAGUUAUCAGCGUUUUCACACUGGUAUAAAGUCAACAUUUCAGCCAAAUAUCGAUGUUUAAAUAUAUAGGAUUUGAGGUUAUUGCAGUGGUGUCUGAAGAUGACUUUCUUCUGGGUUGUUGCGCCAUGUAGUCUGUUAGAAGUUUGCCGACGUUUCAGAGGUCCUUGCUUAUUGCCAUGAUGGUGGAGGCAGCGAGAAUCUCUGAAACGUCAGUGAACUUCUACCAAACUACAAACACAGCAAUCCAGAAGAUAACCAUCUUGAAGUAUAAAGUUCUCUUGCACACUUGAUAAUUUUCUCCCCACUAGAUUUCAUAUUUGUUUGUGCUAUACAAACAACAUGUGAUUUGCUGAAGACUGUUUUCAUGACUUGCCAGUAACCUGAUGGUGUUUCAGAAAAUGUUGCAUUUUUUUAAAUAAUGUUAGACAAAUGAGUUCUAAUGGAUGAUAAGUAGUAGAGAAGUAACAGUGUACUAGAAUAGUAUAAGACCAAACAUGGAGAAUAAACGGUAUCCUACAGUAGUGUUUAAA
Molecule: messenger RNA, 3899 nt
Organism: Zootermopsis nevadensis
Lineage: Eukaryota; Metazoa; Arthropoda; Insecta; Blattodea; Termopsidae
Product: ATP-dependent DNA/RNA helicase DHX36
Cellular component (GO): intracellular anatomical structure; nucleus; cytoplasm
Molecular function (GO): DNA helicase activity; RNA helicase activity; ATP binding
Source: RefSeq, a predicted model, not a curated record